Engraulis encrasicolus (European anchovy) is the source of this 3306-nucleotide messenger RNA. It is a transcript of the gene naglu, whose product is annotated as N-acetylglucosaminidase, alpha. The record is from RefSeq and is a predicted model, not a curated record. Lineage: Eukaryota; Metazoa; Chordata; Actinopteri; Clupeiformes; Engraulidae. The transcript has 7 exons. The coding region runs from base 118 to 2388 and encodes 756 amino acids.
UGAGAGCUCACGAGAUGCUUCCUGUUUCCCUGCACGGAUCUAAUGCUUUGCUCUCCUGGAAAUUAGGACUUUGUUUUGUUGCAAAUAGUUGCAAUUUAGUAGUACAUUGGUAACAACAUGCAUAUUAAAUGUGUACGCGUUCUUCCUUUCCUUGUGCUGCUGUCAACUUCACUUCUUUACCUCGGCGAUUGUGAAUUCCACACUUUGUCGCGCAUCAAACCGCAAGUCUCAGACAAAACGCAGGCGAAAGCUGUGGUUGAACUUUUGAAACGUAUCCUCGGUGGCAGAGCGAGAGAUUUCAUUGUCUCAGUCAACAAAACGUUUUCCAAUGACACUCUGGAUGUUUGUGAAUUGCGAUCAACGAAAAGCAACAAGAUCGUGGCAAUAGGAAACACGGGGGUCGCAGUGACCUCGGGGAUCUACAACUAUCUUAAGUAUUUCUGUAAUUGUCACGUUUCGUGGUCGGGUAAUCAGCUGAAUCUACCCCGUCCCCUGCCCGCUCUUUCUGGCGUUCUUCGUAUCAGCAGCCAACACAGAUUUAGGUACUAUCAGAAUGUGUGCACCCAGAGUUACUCCAACGUGUGGUGGGACUGGCCACGAUGGGAGAAGGAGAUCGACUGGAUGGCACUCAAUGGAUACAACAUGCCUUUGGCAUACACAGGGCAGGAGGCUCUGUGGCAAGAGGUGUACUUGUCCCUGGGCUUGAACCAGUCUGAGAUUGAUGCCUUUUUCACCGGUCCCGCGUUCCUGGCCUGGAAUCGCAUGGGCAACCUGUUCAAGUUUGGGGGCCCGCUGCCCCAGUCCUGGCACGUCAAGCAGCUUCACCUGCAGUUUCAGAUUUUGGACCGCAUGAGAUCUCUGGGAAUGAUUCCUGUGUUGCCAGCCUUUUCAGGAAUCGUACCCCCAGGAAUCUUCAGAAUAUUUCCGACCGCAAAUGUGACCAAGCUGAAUCCGUGGAGCCACUUCAACUGCACCUACUCCUGUGCGUACCUGCUGGACCCGCGGGACCCUCUCUUCCAGCGCAUCGGCGGCCUCUUCAUGUCUCAGAUGGUGGAGCAGUUUGGCACCGACCACAUCUACGGGGCUGACACCUUUAACGAGAUGACGCCUUCGUCCUCAGACCCUGCCUACCUGUCCGCCGUCAGUCGAGCAGUCUUUGACACCAUGACCUCAGUGGACCCGCAUGCGAUCUGGCUGAUGCAGGGCUGGCUCUUUGUGUCCGACGAGUUCUGGAAGCCGGCCCAGAUCAAGGCCCUGCUGCGCGGCGUCCCGCUGGGCCGGAUGAUCGUGCUGGACCUCUUCGCCGAGUCCAUGCCAGCCUUCGCCUUCACCGAGUCCUUCUACGGCCAGCCCUUCAUCUGGUGCAUGCUGCACAACUUUGGCGGGAACAGCGGCAUGUUUGGCACGGUGGAGCGGGUCAACGUGGGGCCGUUCGAGGCGCUGCGCUUCCCCAACUCCUCGCUGGUGGGGCUGGGCAUCACGCCCGAGGGCAUCGAGCAGAACCCCGUGGUCUACGAGCUGAUGAGCGAGAUCGCCUGGAGGAAGGAGCCCGUCAACCUGGCCAAGUGGGUGUCGCUGUACGCUGCGCGGCGCUACGGCAGCCUAGACGAGAACCUGGGCGUCGCCUGGCAGCUGCUGUUCCGCAGCGUGUACAACUGCACCGCGAAGGGGUACAAGAACCACAACCACAGCCCGCUGGUGCACCGGCCGUCCAUGCACAUGAAGGUGGACAUAUGGUACGAGCCGGCGCACCUCUACGAAGCAUGGCGUCGGCUCUUCAACGCGGCCUCGGCAGCGCCGGGACUGAUGGCCAUGGAGACUUUCCGCUACGACCUGGUGGACAUCACGCGACAGGCCCUGCAGAGGCUCACCACGGUCUUCUACCAGGAGAUCGUCCACGCCUUCCAGACGCAGAAGCUUCCGGAGCUCCUGACCUCGGGCGGCGUCCUCGUCUACGACCUGCUGCCGGAACUCGACCGACUCCUCUCCAGCGACGCCCACUUCCUGUUAGGGUUGUGGCUUGAGAGCGCGCGCUCCAUGGGUCUGAACGAGAGAGAGGCCGCGCUGUACGACUUCAAUGCCAGAAACCAGAUCACGCUGUGGGGGCCGAAGGGGAACAUCCUGGACUAUGCCAACAAGCAGUGGGGCGGGCUCGUCGAGGACUAUUACACCCACAGGUGGGGGCUGUUCGUCAACACCCUGGUGGAGUGUCUGGAUAGAGGCCGGCCGUUCAAACAAGACACUUUCAACCUGGAGGUGUUUCAGGUGGAGAAAGGGUUUCUUUAUAAUGAACGGAAAUAUCCCACCGAACCUGUCGGUGAUACGUACGAGAUUGCGAGAAGGAUUUUCCUGAAGUACUACCCUCAAGCAAUGAAGAGGUUGACGUGAAAUCAGCCAAUGAAUUUUGGUUUCUUUCUUCAGUACCUAAUUGUACCUCCAAUAGCCAUGACCUCUUCGAGAGUAAACUCAGUGUAUGGAUUUUUCUGCAACAAAUUGUUUUUAUGAACACUUUGGAAGGCUCAUUCUCUAUCCCUAAACAGGGCAACGCUUGGACUUUCAGUGCUCUCUACAGAGAGCAUGAAUGGAGAAAAAUGCUGACAUUUCUAGACUGAUGGGGAUGUUUUGUUUUUUACACCAGUGUCUGUUACACAUCUUUUUUAUGCUGUAAAACUGACAAUUGUUCACUACUUCACAGGCCUUUUUGUACAUGUUAAAUACUUAAUUGUAUGUCUUUUUUAACUGCAUCUGUCCUCUUUCCUACAAGAUUGUCAAGUGAAGUAGAUAUGUAAGGUAUAGCUUCUUUGAGAUCAUGAAUUAUCGGAAAUAGACGAGUAGAUCCUCUACCUGAGACAGUGAGCUGCAACUGGCCAGGUUACUAGACACCAGAUUAGAUCGCAACAACUUUUUCAUUCAGGGUGAUGUUGAGUGUUUUCUUUUAUACCAUAGUAUUUUUUAAAGAUGUUCUGUAAAACUGAAAAUUGAUAUUUAAAACAGGCACAAGCAUUAAAUAUCACUAUUGUGAGAUGUUUUUUUAAAAGAUAAAUCCAGGCAUACCCUUGGAGUACACUGACAAUCCUAGGCCUAACACCAGUGAUGCAGGAACCUAUUGCACAAUACUGAGCUGGAAACAGACACUUGAUGUACUUGCACUAGUUGGAAGGUUUUUGUCUAAUAAUGCUGUAUGUUUUGUUAUCAAGCUGGGAACUAGACAUACAACCUUUUUUGUAUAACUUUAUUACUUAACAUUGGUUCAUGGUUUACAAAUGUUGUGUGGGUCAUUAUAUUGUGUGUGUGUGUGUGUGUGCG